UAAUCCGUUCAUUAUCUUAAGACGAAAAAUAUUUCCAAACAAAAAAUAUGGUAAACUUACAGUUUUACGCGCAUACGUUGAAUGGGCUCGUUACGAUGAUGUUCGAGUACAAUACAGUAAAUCGUAAUUUGUGAUGCUUCGUAAUAGAUAUUUUUUUGUCUUGCCAUUUUACAAAUUUGACAGCCAACCAAAACUCAAACUGGUUAAAGCAAUGAAAGUUUUACUAUUGACCGUACUUGCACUGUUACUCUCGUUGAACUUGGCGAAAUGUCAAUCGUACGACUCCGGUCACCGUCAUAACACUGACGAUCCCUUUUCGUAUUUCGGUUCGAAAACAACGUACGAUGCGGUGUCUGCAAAACAAGACUUCACUCAACCAAGUAAGUAUACCAAGACCAAAGUAAAUACCUACAAAUAUUAUGGACGUAAUAGCGUUAUGAAGAAUUUAGUAAUUUUUUAAAUUUUGAGUGGAUCGAAGAAGCUUAAGGUUUUACAAAGAUGUUUAUUUUUUUCCUGUGAACAAUUUUUAUACCAGCGAUUUUGCUUAGAUUUACAAUUAAAACACUUUUUCUGUGGAAAAUCUGACUGGGAAGGUACUUUAAGAAGGUCAUUUUUUCGAUUUUCCCAAGAGUUUUCCCAGCAAAUUUGAAAAACCGGGAAGAAACAUAGAAAACCAGAAAAAUUUAGGAAAAAUGGGAAAAUCAGAUCAAUAUUAAACAAAAAUAUUAUUAAAGAAAAUCUAUAAUGCCUAUUUUAUUAUUUUACCAUAAUAUGACACAUAUAUUGUUGAAAAAGUGACACGGUCUACUGAAUUCCGCUCAGAAUCGUUAUUGAGUUGGAAAUUGCUCACAACAUUAAAUUCUCUUGUGUAUCCUACCUUCCAAACUCCCACCUAUAACAUUGGCUGCACCCGUACCCAUUAUCCUAGAACGGAUUUUUUUUUUUUUACAUUGUAUUCGUGCGCAAAUUACUGACGGUAAUAAUCAGAUAAAAAGAUUUCGGUUAUGAGGAGUUACGUUAUAAAACGUGAUAAAACCAUGCUUACACGCGUGAAACGGACAAAGUACCAAUUAACAAGAAAAAAAUAAAAUAAAUAAUAUUAUAAAGAUAAAACGCACCCGAAAAAAAAAACAAGAAAUAUUUCAAAAAGGAAUUUCACGGGUAUACAAAAUAUAAAUCUGCACGAAAAUCAGCAAGGAAAUUUCAAAAUGUACAUUUUUUUUUUAUCCAUGUACACAAUUUCAAGUGGAUCACCUUUCAGAAAGCAAAUUUUAUUUAACUAGUACUUAAGUGAGGUCAUUUUUUGAUUUUCCAAGCGGUUUUCAUAAUGAUAGGAAAAAUGUACGAACAUUUUGUUUUUUUGUUAUAAUUCAGUUAAACAUUUUUCAUAGGGACUUGAAGUUUCAAAAGAAAAUUUAUAUUUGACUUAUUUCACAUUUCUAUAUUUCUAGACGUGGUCAAAUUUUCAAAACAUUCGAACUUUUUUUGAGCUGUUUAUAGACAUUUUAAUUUUGCGAGUUUUUCACGUAUGUUUUUUCGUUUGACUAAACAAAAAUGCUUGAAAAUUUAAUUGAAGGUUCGUCUAUAAGUUGUACUUAGUGAUCAACAAGAAAAAGUUGAGUUUCAUGCAGUGACGCUGUGGACCAUUUUUUUUUUUUUUUGUGGGGGUAGGAGGGACAAAUAUUAUUCACCUCAUUUUAAAAUCAUUAAAAUUAUUAAAAGUAGUAAUUUUUUUUUAUAUAACAAUUUUAAUAUCAAGUUUUGACGAAAAUCGUAAAUAUUACUGUCUUACAUAUGUAUAACCGAACUCUACUCAGAAUCGUUUUUCGUUAGUAAUGAUUGAUCGUUACGUACAGAAAUACAUUAAAUUCUCUCUAUAUCUUACCUUCUCAACUCUUCAUAUACAAUAGUGGCCCAUCCAUCGUACGAAAUAUAACCGUUUUUUUCUUGGUUUUAUUUUUUUUCAUACAUUUCGUUAAAAUAUUCUACUUUUUAGCGAUCCUUUAAAUACUGUGCGUGCGCCGUCAUCCUCUUAAAAUCCGCCAAUGCCCGAAUACGUUUCUUUAGGUAAAGGCGGGCUAGGUAACCAAUUUGUUUAACUAGUUUAAGUUGAGUUGUUCCAAAAAAUUAAAAUAAGAAGUUAAUUUGAGUAAAAAAUUUAAGUUACAAAUGUUUAGAAAAAUAAAAAAUAAAAAGUUAAUUUUUUUUUAAAAUUACUUACUAAACUCGUUAGCAGUUUUUUUGUACAUUGUACUCGUUGAAUGGAAAACGACUAACCAAUACAAGAAUCGCGUGAGGUCAUAUUAUGUCCGUUAUGUGAUAAUGGUAUUCAUAUUUUCCAAAAAAAUACAUAAUUUUCGUCGAACAAUAUAUAAAUACAAAAAACAUAGGCACACAGUUUUGUAUACAAAAUAGUCGUUUAUAACUUUUUAGAAAUAACUUCAGUUUUAACAUUAAAGUUUUAAUUUUAAUCAGUUUUAAAAUUAUUUGUUAAAAGAAAUAAUUAAGUUAUUUUCUAACAUUCUGUUUUUUUUUCGUUUAAAAACUUAAGUUAGCUAAUAAUUUUAAGUUAACUUUCAACUCUUUAACUAUAGUCACUGUUCAGACAGGCAAACAAUAAAUAGAACAAUAAAUCAUAGAACGUACAAACAAAUCAAACGAUCAAAUGCCUACAAUGUUGUUUAAGCUCGACGAAACGCACACAAAGUAUCUAUGCGCAAAUCAAAAACGUCCGGUUCAUUAAUUACAACACGUUUUACGAAAAAGUACACAAGUCGGUGACCUUCAAAAUAAUGAUAAUGAGUACUUACAUCCGUAUCUACGGGUUACCUAGCUAUUUGAAUAGUAUUUAGAGCAAUCGAACCGUCGUCAUGUAAAACAAUGCGGUGUUCAUAAUAGUACGGUAUUGAGUCGGUAACUAAUGAUCUACUUGUUAAAGUAUAAAUUGUGUUAUUUUUGUUUUUUUAAUUUUUCCCAAAAUUAUUAUUAUUAUUAUUAUUAUUGCACUGUAUUAUGUCUGUUAUGUAUAUGCAGGGUGUCCCAAGAAGAUAUACGCAAUAUUUUUUUUAAGAUAGUAAAGUAAAGAUAAUCAAAUUCUGUUUUUUUUUUUUUUUAUAUAUAUAUAUUACUCAAGGCUAAGAAAUCAGACGAAUUUAUAUUUGAAUUAAAUUUUUAGACAUUGAUAAAAACAAUUUUAAAAAAUAACUUUUUUUUUAUUGUUUUCAAAAAAUUUGAAGAUAACCUUUUUUUUCUAAACUUUAAAAAAUUACGAAUUUAAUGUAAAUAAAUAGUUAAAAAUCAACAUUUUCAGAAGAAUAAACUCUAUGAAAUAAUCUUCAAAUUUGUCGAAAAUAAUAAAAUAAAAAUGUAUAAUUUAAAUUUUUUUACCAAAACAUAACAAUUAAAUAAAAAUAAAAAUAUUGGUAGUCCUUAUCGCUGUGAGUAAUUUUAAAGAAAAAAACGGAACUUGAUUAUCUUUAUGAUCUCCGGAGAUAUGACAAUGGAUAAUUAAUGUUCGUGGCGCACUCCCUGUACAGUUAAAACCUCCUCUAACGGGCACCUUUCGGCUGACGUUUUUUUUGGGAGCGGAUACAUUUUCACUACUUUUUAACGGGAAAACUCCCGAAAGUGGACACUAUUUUAAUUUUAAUUAAAAAAUAGUAACAAAAUGACGAUACCAAAACGUAUUCGCAUAAGUAUGUACUCUCGUAAUAAUGUAAUAACGAUAACAAACUCGAUAAGAUUAUGAAUAGCGGACACCUAUAAUUACAGUGAAUUACAGUACAAAUUCCAUAUAACAAUCACCGUAGGGAUCGGAAAUAAUGUCGGCUAUUUAGUGGUGACCGUCUUUUAGAGGUGUCUUGUAAAGACAUAACACUUGACGGAACCAAAAAAAAAAAAAAUGACCGUUACAAAAAGGUGACCGUUAGCGGAAGUUUUACGGUAUUAUUAAAAACAAUGACAAAACGGUGACAGCGUUAGGUUUAACGAUAAUGGACUCGUUCAACAAACUCAUUAUCGAACGGUACGAUAAGAAUACGACGACUAACGACGGUUAUGACGAAAAUUAUGUCUUGGCUGCAAAUGUUUUGUUUGUUUUGUUAGUCAGUAAUUUACUUUUCGAUAAGUGACGAGUGAGUAUGACUUUGCGAUGAGUGGACUAAAGCGGAAGAGGUUGUCGCUUCGAGAAAACAUCGGAAUUCUCGACUUACGUUAAAACAACAGAAAUGUAGGAAUUCGUUUUCUAACAGGAAUUUUUGAAGUCAAAAAUAGUCAAUAUUACAUUUAUAUUACAUUUUUAUAACAAGAUUAUAAUUAAAUUUAACAUACCGCAAAUGUUUUCAUUUUACGCAUUAUGAAUUUCAAAAAUUUAGCCCUCUGAAUAACGGACACUUCUGAAUAGCGGACGAAAAUUCGGCGACCGAGGGUGUCCACUAUUCAGUUGUUUCACUAUAUUUCCCGCUAUUUUUGAAUAUUUUUAGCAGUUCUUUCCGGAUCAAAUGAGCUUAAACUUGGAAAGUUGAAAAGUUAUUUUAUCGGCGAGUUAAAGUGAUAUAAACCAUGGUUGUUGAGGGAGAAAGAGUUUUUAAACUUUGCACACACCUACAGACCGCUUAAAUGAAGCCAAGGUGAUGCAAUUUUGUAUAUGCAUUACAAACGCACUUAUCAAUGAUGUACAUUUGAAAGGCUUCAACUUAAAUCUCCGCUCUUACUAUUUUCAGGCUUAAAUUUUACCACUAUUUCGGAUUUAAUGCAAUUUUGUAAUAUUAUAUAUUACUAUAGUAUUUGGUUAUUUAUAGUUUUAGAUAAACUACUUCUGUAAUAUAAAAUAUACGAGAGUAAAUUCGACUCUAUAAACUUUAUUCCUCGAUAUAAUAAUAUUAUGACGUUAAUAUCAGUUGAUUAAACAUAUUAACACAGUAUAUUAUACUGAAGUACACGCGUCACGUAUAAUAUUAUUAUGCGCUUGUUGACACGUUCACUCGAUUAUCUGAUACGUUGGUGCAUUAAGACAAUUUUUUUUUUUUUUUGAUAAUGGUCUCCAAAUAUAACCACUCGACCUACUUCUAGUUUGAUAUAACCCCGAGCCUAUACGCAAUAAUGGGAAGGAAUAAUGUGUGCGUCGUAUAUGUAGAGCAGCGGUUCCCAACCUUUUUCAGCCUCGGAGCCUUUUUUAAAAAAAAAGUUUCUCGUGGAGCCCCCAUAAAAUAUUUAACGUUAAUUUGUAUCUGCCUAUGUUCUAUCUUCUAUGAAGUAUAAUAAACACGAAUUGUAUAUAUACAAGAGUCAAAAUAAAAUUAUAUUUUUGAAUACAGGUGAAACAAUAGCAAUAAAAGAACUGCAAAAAAUAUUAUUUAUUAUUUAAAUUUACAAAAUGUCUUAAUGUGAGCAUUGGGCCUGCUUUUUACUACUGAGUUUGUCGAUGUCCGGUGUCACAGAAGUCAAUUGAAGACGCAUAUCGUUUUCUGCAUCCAAACGUGCUCGAUAUUUUGUUUUUGUAGCUUCGAAAAAGCCGUUUCACAAAGAUACGUAGUACCAAAAGGCAGUAAAAGCAGUUUAGCUUUUGAACUUAAUAUUGAAUGAUCUUCCCCUAAUUGAGCCCAAAAUUCAGNGUUUUGACGUCACUAAAAAUGGAUUUAUGAUCCAUUCAUAGUUUUUUCGAAUUGAUUCUUGAGCAUCUUUUGGAAAGUAUAAAUUCAAAUUUUGAAGCAAAUAAUUAAGGUGUUCUUUAAUUAUUUCUAAUAAUGGUUCAUUCAUUGUUAAAUUGUUUUCUUGUAAAAAGUUUGAAGUAAUUGAAAAACAUGUCAGGUCUUUUUUGUCGACGCUUUCAAUGUAGAAUACUAUUUUUUUCUUUAACGCAAAAUGUUAUCAUUAGCAUCAAAUAUUGUCUUAUGUUUUCCUUGUAUAGAUGUGCUAAAUUUAUCAUCGUUUCGUAUUAUCUAAAAUUCUAAAAUUAGAUAAUUGUAUACAAUUUUCUUAUCGGUAUUUUACGCAGUAUACAUAUCGGUGAAUUAUGGCAUUCAAGUCUUCAUGAAAUAUAUAUUCAUUUUAAAUAACGAACAAUUUUUAAAUUUGUUGUGGUGUUACGAACGGAGCUCUCGGUAAGCGAUUGCGGAGCACUGGUUGGGAACCGCUGGUGUAGAGCAUUGCUAUAGAUCAUUUCGAUGGUAGGCGUGGAAUUGAUUGUUGACCCAGUGAUAUUUAAACGGGAAGGGGAAGGGGUACAAUUUUUCCUACCCGGUAAAAUAUUAUCUGCCUAUCCUAGUGAGUAUUUGUCCUGUCAAAUGUCAUAGGAGUUAAUUUUCACGAUUACACCGGCAAUUCUCAACAAUUUUUUUUUUUUGGGAUGAAAUUUUGAGAACAUAUUAUUCGUAUUGUUAACUGUAUAGUUAAAAAACACAUCAUAUUAUUAUAUUGUUUACAUUUUGAUCAUCAUUAUACAGACUGCAACCCGGCGCAGUUAUGGCUGUUGUCGAGGCACGGUACACGAAAUCCCGCUAAUGCAAUUAUCGACAAAAUCGCCAAGUUAAACGAGUACAAAUACAAAAUUACCGAAAAUUCAAGCCUGAGCAAAGACGAAAUCGAAGCGAUACAUACGUGGCAGUUAAAUUUGACCCAGACAGACAGCAACGAGCUCAAUAGUCAGGGCGUUGAAGACAUGUCAUCUCUGGGACUGAGACUUCAGCAAUCGUACGCGGAAAUAUUCAACGAACCAUAUAACAGUGGAAACUUCGAAGUAACUGCAGCACAGUAGUAAGCCUAUAUUAAAGUGCUAAUGACAUUUUAUUGUUUUACGCAGGUGUUGUCGUCGCCAAAGUCACGGUGUGUGAACAGCGCAUAUAACUUUUUGAAAUCCGCCUUUAAUAUAAAUAUCACAAACAUACCGAUAAUCAGUGGUGACGAUAUAAAACUAAACGUAACUAUAUAUUAUGAAUUUAAGGCCCAGAUAGAUUUAAUUGUUUUAAAAACUACCUAUACAUUUUAGUGAAAUUAUACUCAUAAAAAAAUAACCAAAAAUAGUGAAAAACAACUACGGUACAAGAUGAAAGUUUCACUUUUGAAGUAUCUGUUUCACAAAUCAAAUUAUACAGGGUUUAACUGGAUUAUUUGUCAAAUAAUACUGUAUGUACAUGUUCAAUACCCACUGUUGUAGGUGAAAAGUUGAGAAAGAAGAGGGGAAAUUUAAUGUAUAUCUGUUGGAAACGAUUAACCAUUGCUAACGAAAAAUUAUUUUGAGCAGCGUUUGGUUAUACAUAUUUUGAAAGGCCGUAGGUAAUAUUUACAAUUUGAAAAUAAUAAAUUUCGUAAAUUUUACCGUUUUUCCUACGGCUCUUCCAAGUUUUUCCUAUUUUUUAUGAAAACCCCUGGGAAAAUUAAAAAAUAACCACUUUAACCUUUACACCUGUCCAAUUUAACUUCAAACAAAGUACUACAUUUAAAAAUCGGAGCGACAUUUUUGAUAAAGAGUUGUUCAUAGAAAAAAAAAAUAAACACCAUUUUAAAACCAAUAAAUUACCUUUAUUAUCAAUACCUUCCUUGCUCCGCUCAGAAUCAAAAAUGAUCCUGUCAUUGCACCAACUAGAAACGAUUAUAAAAACACAUACUUUACAGUAGACUCGAAAAGAAAUGUAUAUGUAAGCAAAAACUUAGCUUGCAGUAAUGUAAGUAAUGUAAUAAAUUUUUUUUAAAAAUUAUUAGACACUGAAUUAUGUUCAAAAAUUGGUAUAAAAUAAACAUAUGUACGUUGAGUUCAAUUACUACAAGGGACGCUAAUUUUUUUUAAGUCUUAUAGUCCCUCUUCUUUUAUUUUUCCAAUUCAAGUACUGAAAAUAACGAAAUGUGAGAUUUUUACAAACAAAUAACUGUUGCAUUUGUUUUAUUUUUAUAACUACACAGAUGUCAAAAUUUAGAUCAAGUAGGGACGAAGACGAUACGAUCGGCGGCAGCAAUAUGGACGAGCGAUACGGAUACUUGGAGGAAUUACGAAAAUUUCAACACGGCGAAGAAAUGCAACGGGUACUACUCGGCGUGUCAAAAACAAUGGGGUUGAACUAUACGCUAUCUUUAGGUAGGUAUACAGGGUGAUUUUUUUUUAUCAUGAACCAGCAAUUAUCUCGGAGUGUUUAAGUGAAUUUGAUUUCGGUUUUUACUAAUCAUUAUGGAAUCGUUUAAUUUGUAUUUUUAAAUUAUUUUCAAUUGUGUACCCCUACUCAAUAAACCUUCAAUAUGUACAUGCUUUUGAUUUUUAAAUAAGAUCCCCCUCCUUUUGAACAAAUAUUUGAAGAGAGAAUAUUUUUUUGAAAAUUUCGAAAUUUAUUACUUUUCCUUAUUCCUCCGGUCUAUGCUUUAAACUGUUAUAACUAAUAAACGGAAAUCUGAUAUUACUAUUAUGCAUAUCAAAAUUUCUAGAAAAAUAUUCACUAUUCAAAUAUGUGUGCAAAGGGGGUUCCUAUUUGAAAAUCAAAAGUAUGUACUUAUUUAAGGUUUAUGAAGUGGGGGUGAAAUUUUAAAAUGGUUUUAAAAUAAAGCUUAAACAAUUUCAUAAUGAUUAAAAAAACCAAAAAUUAAAUUCACUUAAAAAACUGCGAGAUAAUUGUUGGUUCGUGAUAAAAAAAAUCAGUCUGUAUAUUUUAAAAUCGUAUUCAUAUUUUAUAUACGGUAUUAUACGAUAUAGACACUGUAUUGGUAAUGUACGAGUCGUGCCGAUACGAAAAAUCGUGGCACGUGCGUUCCCAUCCGGCGUGGUGCGCGGUAUUCUCCCAGGACGAUUUGGAUGUAAGAAAAAUUACUUUAAUAAAAACUACGAUCCGUAGCGAUUAUUUUAUGUUAUACAGUGUUCGAAGUUAUCUAGAUAACUAUUUAUUCGUCUUUUAUCUUAUCUAGAUAAAUAAUUUGAAGCUAUCUAAAUACAUUUUCUCAGGCAAAUAUUUCAUUUUUUAGAUAAUUUAUUCAAAUUAUUGUCGAACUUUCCCCGAAAAUAGAAUCUAUUGCACUGUAUUAUGUCUGUUACGAUCAAAGUGUUUAUUUGGGUUUCGUACUACAAAACACAGUAUAAUAAUAAACGAUAAUAAACAAUAAUCAUAAUAAAAAUCAAUCAAACCUUUCAAACCCUUUUUCAGGUAUUUUUUUUAUGUUUGAAUUUCAUGUUUCGACAAAAAAUACCGAGUUUUAAAUGCUCGUACGAUUAAAAUGUUUUAACUCUGAAAAUUAUUUUAGUUAAAAUAUAGGCAAAAAGUGAAAUAUUCUUGCAGCGAUAAGUCGGAUGAGAUAAAAUACGAUACUAUACUACUAUAGUGACGGAGCUUUCCUAAUCAAAUUUUUUUUUUUUGUUUUACGAGCAAUUUAAAAUAACCAGCAUUAUUGUCUAAACGAAAAUAUUUUUAUUUUUAUUCUCUAUUAAAAAUAUUAAUAAUAUUAUCAAUUAUAAAUAAUAUAGAUACGUGUUAAUAAAUAAGUUAUGCUGUUAAAUUAAAUUUAUUUCAAGCUUUUAUAACUUUGGCAGUUUUUCGUUUAUUCUUUAGUAAUACUAAUCACUUUGCUUCACUUCAGUGAUUCUAUACUGUAGUCAAGCUAAAUGUGCCUACUACAAGAACAAGAUUUAAAAUAAACAAGUUUGUUAGUCAAGGUUAAAUUAAAGUUAGUUUAAUUUUAACUUUUAAUCGAGAUAAUAUGAAAGAAAAUUAAACUAACUUUUAAUUUACGUUAUUUUUUUUUAUCGAGUUUGAAAAUCCAUAAACUUACCCAGUCAACCUCAGCUUUGCUUUUGUAACAUGAAAAAACAAUACAUUUAUCUGAAUACAAAUGUAUUAUAAAUACAUUAUCUUUUAUCUUUAUCUAAACAAAUUCGAUUUCUUUUUAAAUCUUUUAUCUUCGCCUAGAUACGUUUUCAUGAAUUUUAAACGUUAUCUUUAUCUAGAUAUUUGUAUAGUUAUCUAAUCCGAACACUGCGUAUAAACGUGUAUUAUAAUUAUCUAUUGCGUGUGUGUGUGUGUAUGCAAUUCUGUAGGUUUUGGAGUACAGAGAAGAUUUACACUAUUAUUAUUCGACUGGAUACGGCGACUCGUUUAAUGAACGUCUCGGUUGUCCGGUCAUAAAGGAUCUCGUGGCCAAAUUUAGGUAAGUGCCUACUUAUAUAAACCGCGGGUCAAUCAGAAUUUAAAUUUUCUUUCAAUAUAAAUAUUAAAUAUAAUAUGAUAUACUAUAUCCUAGUACUUAGUUUAGUUUAAAUUCUUCUAGCUUGUAAAACCAAUCGCUCCGCUUAGAAUCCAAAAUAAUAUUAUAAAAUACAUUGAUUUCGUUAGUCGUCUGUAUAUUAUUACUUAGAUACAAAUCCCGAACGCGUCUCGGCCCAAAAGGUGUGUUCUAUUUUGCCCAUUCAUCCAACAUACUGGGCGCCAUCGUUCGGCUGGGCUUUGCCAGAGACCUCUGGAAUCUGACCAGCGAUAACUACGACAAAUUGCGUGGCCGUCAGUGGAGGACGUCGUACCUGAGCCCGUUCGCGUCCAACCUAAUGGUCGUGCUCUAUGAGUGUCUGGACGGCUAUAAAGUGACGUUUUACGUCAACGGUAACCCGGCGGUCGUCGAGCAAUAUGGGUGUACCCUGUGCCCGUGGCAGGUGAUCAGCAACAUGCUCGAUCCGAUCGUGUCCAGUCCAUCGUGCACGUUCCAAGAGACCUCGCGAGCAGUUUCGGCGGUCAUCCCGAAAGUAAUUGCUGUUAUCGUAGCGCCGGUCAUCGUUCUCGUUCGUUCGUUAUUUUUAUAACAGUGACAGGGGCGAUACGAACCCCCCUCCAAAAAAAAACCCCCAGAAACAACCUAUAAUUUACCCGGCAGUACCCGCCCACCAAUAAUUUCCAUCACUCGCAAUAUAUAUGUCAAAUUCACUUACUUUUACUAAAUUAACAGUAAACGUUGAGUACUACUAUUUAGUAUUAUUAUUAUUUUUAAAAAAUCGAGAAGCCACCACUACUUUACUAAAUUACCAAUUACUAAAGAAUACUGUAAUUUACGGUGUAAAUUUAAGUGUAUUAUUAACACUUACGAUGAAUUAUGAUAUAGAAGACAAUAUUCCCGAGGCUCGUAGAUGCAAUUUUCGAUGCGAUGGUGUAGUUAUAAUUUUAUCCCGGGGAAGAGGACGGAUAGUCUGUAAGGUAAACGUCAUCUGAACCCUCCCCCCCCCAUAAAUGUAACGAAUUACUAUUACUACGAAAUUUCCCGAUUUUUUCCCGCAUCCAAUUUCACGCAGUAUCUGCCUUAAAAUAUGUGGAUUUUUUGAAGAUACAGUUGUAAAAAACACGAAUUUGACUCAUACUACUCAAUCAAUGGCGUUCUGGAAUAUAACUGCAAGCUAAAUCUUAAAAACAAUGGUAUUU
Messenger RNA from Cinara cedri, 11372 nucleotides. Lineage: Eukaryota; Metazoa; Arthropoda; Insecta; Hemiptera; Aphididae. The record is from the annotation of a GenBank genome assembly.